Molecule: messenger RNA, 1644 nt
Organism: Periconia digitata
Lineage: Eukaryota; Fungi; Ascomycota; Dothideomycetes; Pleosporales; Periconiaceae
Source: the annotation of a GenBank genome assembly
AUGUCUGUCGCCGAUGCCGGUCUGCAAUUGUCCUUGAUGGACGCCGCCGCCCAAGCUAUUGCACCCACGAGCGUUCCAACAACACUCAUCCCAAUUGUGCAGAUCGUAUCUGGGAUUGUUUAUAAAUAUAAAGGCUCUAACCACAGCAAGAUUGUCGGUAAAGCUGUCUUGACCAUUGGUGCUUUGCACGGUCUUAGAUUUCUGUGGUCUACUAUUAACCCCAUCAUAGUGCCAAGCUUAACCUCUAGCAUCAAGGUGUCAACCGACACUGAGUUGGGGGUAAGGAUCACCGAUUGGCUUUCUCAGACCGCUAGCGGAACCCCGUCGCGCCAUACUGAUCUUGAUGGAGAUGAAAAGCGGCUCUUGAAAGGCAACUGGGAGACGAACGGUCAAUACGCCCUCGCCGAGUACAAAGGGUGGAGGUUGUUCCACGGUAUUCCUCUAUACGUUAGUGAAGAAGAUCAGCAAGUUGAAGGCCCGCACGACAGGCAUGGAAAUAAAGGAGUGGCUACUAAGACUAUUGUAACCAUUACUGCGAUUGGUCCGUCCCGUAUCUUGGACAGGCUGAUCAAAGAAGUUCUUGCAGUAGUCGAUCCGGACGAGAAGAAAUAUACUCGGGUGCACUCCGUGGGUGCCGGUGGAGGUGGUAACCAAAACUGGGAUGUCAGGAAAGCUAUGAGCCGACCAAUGGACACCAUUGAGCUUGAACAAUCUCUCAAGAAAGACUUCGUGGAUGAUAUUCUGCAUUUCAAUACCACAGAGCGCCGGAAAUACUAUACCAACCGCGGAAUUCCUUGGAAACGUGGAUACUUGAUCUUUGGCCCUCCAGGUACCGGCAAAUCUUCUUUGGCUUUUGCAUCCGCUGGCAUGAUUGGUUCCGAUCUAUAUCGUGUCUCUCUCGCGCAGAUUGCGGGCGAGGGUAACAUGUCUCAUCUGUUCAGUGAAAUUGAGAAGCGUGAUAUUUUGCUUCUGGAAGACAUUGAUUCUGCAGGCAUCAAUCGAGAAGUCAUGAACGCUGAUCAAAAGUCAAAGAAAGCUGGCAAGAAUAGUAUCUCGCUCUCGGGCUUGCUGAACGCCAUCGAUGAUCUGGCUGAAGGUGUUAUUGUCAUGAUGACUUCCAACUCUCCAGAAUCUCUCGACAAAGCACUGAUUCACCCCGGUCGAAUCGACAAACAGAUCUUCAUGGGCAAUGCCUCGCCAGAGCUCGCAAAGUCGAUGUUCCAACGCAUGUACAGUGAGGAUAACGCAGCUAUCCCUGUGACAUCGAAGAUUGUUCAGCUUUCCGAGCAAUUUGCACAAAAGGUUCCGGACUCAAAGCUCACCCCAGCGGAACUUCAAGGAUUCCUACUUCAGCACACUCCAGAAGAUGCUUUGUUGAACAUUGAAACUUGGGCGCAAAAGAUCAUUGAGUCUAAGGAGAAAGGUCUCAACAUUGUUGGCGUCAAGGCCGACGAUGAAGCUCUUGGGAUCAAGAAACCAUCCGAGAAUGCUUCAUCUGCAGAGCAAUCAGUUCCUAAGGAAUUGUGUGCUAACUCUUCUGGUGAUACAUUGUCUGAUAAGUUCUCUGACGAUGGGUCUGAUGAGGUUUCUGACGAUGAAUCUGAUGAUUUCUCUGACGAUGAGUGUGAGUUUGACCAGGAGUAA